AAUAAUACACUGGUGGCGUCACAAGAAAAACUGGUACUAAUAGGGUCAACCAUAAAAACAGUUUCAGUUGUUGUCGAGAGAAACUGUUGCUGAAGGAAAUGGCCUGUUCUAAGUGCCGGUAUUGUUGCCCCUUUUAUACUCCAGGUCCACCACUUCGCAUAGUAUUGAUUGGAAAAACAGGAGUGGGAAAAAGUGCUGUGGGAAACACUAUCCUUCGUAGAAAGGUUUUUGAAUCAAGCCCUUCGGCAAACUCUGUCACUGAGCGCUGCAAAAAAGGAAUGAUCAAUGAGCGAAGAGAGAUUUAUGUGAUUGACACACCUGGAAUCUUGGAUACCAGCAAAUCAAAAGACCUCAUCAAAAGAGAAAUAUUGAGAUGUAUUCAGGUUUCAGCACCAGGUCCUCAUGCGUUCCUGCUGGUGUUACAGAUUGGCCGUUUCACUACUGAGGAGCAAAGAUCAGUCCAGGCCCUGCAAGAGCUCUUCGGACAAGAGGCUUCAAAAUACAUGAUCGUGGUCUUCACUCAUGGAGACGCACUCUGUGGCAAAUCAAUUGAAGACUAUGUGAAAGACGGCCACCCAGAACUCCGCAGAGUGAUCCAGAGUUGUGGUAGUAGAUAUGUUGUUUUUAAUAACAAUGAUGGGAAGAAUCGAGUUCAAGUGAGGAAAUUAAUUGAGAAAAUUGAUGAAAUGGUGGCAGCAAAUGGGGGACAAUGGUUCACUCAGGACAUGUUUAAAGAAGCAGAAGAAAAGAUUCAGCAACAGAAUGUGGAGAGAGCAGCCGCAGAGCUCAUGGAAUAUCAGUUUAGCUUUCUUGGGAUGCUCGACAACAGAGUUGCUUUGUUCCAACAAGUAUUGUUGGAAGGCAUUCGUGAACAGUUUGGUCUUGAUAGCGGCUUUUAUGGGACUUAAAUCGGACAUCUUAGAAAGUUGGGAACACAACUUCUGAACAUAAACACAACUCAUUUGUGUGAUGUUACACAGUGGUGGAAUAUGAUGUUAUUUGACUCUGCAGCACCUAGCAAAAUGAAUAAUUAAUAUGGAAGCUUGUGAAUCUAAUAUGAAGGCACUGUAUUUUAUAGCACUUUUUGGUUUCUGUGUUGUGUUCACUGAUCUAUAAUAUAUAGAUCUAUGGUUGUGUACACAUAUAUAUAUUUUUUUUGUUAUUAUUUUUUUUUAUACUAACACGUCCAGUCAUGAUAUGUCUAAACUACUAAAUGUGAUAGUUUGACUGAUCUAAAGACCUUUGAUUUAAAUACUAAGUUUUAAGACUUGGUUUAACCCGAUACAGCAGAUAUUACCAAUCAAUCCAAUUCAAACAGGGACUCCACUAAUAAGUGUAAUAUUUGUACUUAUAUAGUGAUUGUAUACAUUAGAAUAACAGUCGAUUAUAUACCUGAUGUACAGUAAUUACUUAGAUCAAAAUCAUUUUAGAUUUAGUAAAUAAAACGGCUUUAUAACGGUUAAAUAUCACUGCCAUUCUUUCUUCUUGAAGAUUACGUUUCUUAAGAGUAAUCUGAAUAUUAACGUAUAAUAUUUGCAUAUUCAUUUUAAGACAACGAGAACAGUGGGAAAAAGUGUAGUUUUUCCAUCAUCCUUUAAGAUAUGCUAAGAUAAAAUUUUGCUCUGUAAAAUUUUAAAAGUGUUAAAUUCAAGUAAAAUGUUUAUACUGUGAAAGCUCUGGAUGUGUUUAUAUAUAAUUUGUUAGUAUUAAUAGUAUAUUAGUAUAGUUAGUAUAUUAAUACAUAAUUUUUAAUUGUUUUCCUUUAUUUUCCAAAAUUAUUAUUAUUUUUAUUAUUAGUGUUUUUGCUAUGCACAUUCCUUAAAAUAAUUAAAAUAAUAAUAAUGAUAACAAUAACAAUAAUAUCUAAGUAUUUUGAGGCUUUUGACUGGGAAGAAGAAAAAAUAGCAUUUGUACAUUUAUGCAUUUGCCACUUUUUACACAGUAAAAUUUUUAUUCGAGAUAUAUUUGAUCAGUUCACACAUUUCCUUUACCUUUUGAGCAACAUGAACACAUUUGACCUUUUGUGUUCCACAAAGAAUGUCCUGUUGGUUUGUAGAAAUAUAUAUUUUUAACCUUUGUAUUGUGCUGAAAAUUGUUUACCUAAUUUGGUAUUCCUGUGCAAAAAUCAUUGACCUUUAAAAAUUGCUUGUACAACCCCAAUUCCAG
Molecule: messenger RNA, 2166 nt
Organism: Carassius auratus (goldfish)
Lineage: Eukaryota; Metazoa; Chordata; Actinopteri; Cypriniformes; Cyprinidae
Product: GTPase IMAP family member 7
Exons: 2
Coding region: 99-908 (269 amino acids)
Molecular function (GO): GTP binding
Source: RefSeq, a predicted model, not a curated record